Messenger RNA from Labeo rohita (rohu), 2834 nucleotides. It is a transcript of the gene mpp4a, whose product is annotated as MAGUK p55 scaffold protein 4a. The record is from RefSeq and is a predicted model, not a curated record. NCBI's taxonomy places the organism in Eukaryota, Metazoa, Chordata, Actinopteri, Cypriniformes, Cyprinidae. Gene Ontology annotation, cellular component: adherens junction; plasma membrane. Bases 173 to 2050 code for a protein of 625 amino acids. The transcript is spliced from 21 exons. Gene Ontology annotation, molecular function: protein binding.
AUCACAUGCAUGAUGACAAGCCAGAAACAGAAGAUCACCUUAACAUAAAGCUAAACUGACAAGAUGCUCCACAGCUACCUGCUCUAAACGUAAGAUGAAGAAGCGUCAGUGUGAACUGGAGCAAGACAGCGGCAGGAGGACUGCAGUGAUCUAAUGAACAGAGACGUUUGUCAUGCGGCAAUCAAUGGAGGAGGAACCAGUGACACAUCCUGGACAUGAUGACACUGAUGUAGGUCUGGCUCAGAUUUUGGCAGAAGUGGUAGAGGAAGUGAGACUGUCCGUAGACAGAGAUAUCAACGGUGCUGAUCUUCUGUAUAGUCUCAUCAGUGCUCCUUGGCUUUACUCUCUUCUCAGGGUGUAUGAGUGUCUGGUGCAACACAGUCAAGAUGCCCCAAGCCCGUACCUGCCUUAUUCCUCGAGACUAUCUCAGGAGGUUAUGGCCAGUGUGCGAGGACUGGCUGCUCCCUCCUCUGAGGCACAAGAACUUUAUAUUUUGCUGAAAUACCCUCAUAUACAGGCUUUGCUCUCUGCUCAUGAUUCUGUGGCCCAGAAGGACUACGGUCCAGUGCUGCCGCCCCUUCCUGACAACCUGCCUUACAAUGAGGAGGCCAUCAGGAUUGUUUGCCUUGUAAAGAAUAAACAGCCUCUGGGGGCAACUAUUAGGAAGAAUGAAAAAACAGGGAACAUCUUUAUUGCAAGGGUGAUACGUGGAGGACUGGCAGACCGCAGUGGACUUCUUCAUCCUGGCGACAAGCUGGUGGAAGUGAAUGGACAGAAAGUUCGGGGACUGCAGCCCGAGCGUGUCAUUCAGAUGCUGGUCCAAUCUCAAGGAAAUAUUCUUUUUAAAGUGAUCCCUAAUACACCACAACCUACCAACAGCCAACCAGCUCUGUAUGUGAGAGCCAUGGUGGAUUACAGUCCUUUGCAAGACCCUGCGAUCCCCUGCCCAGAUGCAGGCAUGGCCUUCAGUAAAGGAGACUUGCUGGAGAUUGUUGACCAGAGGGACAUCCGAUGGUGGCAAGCUAGAAAACUCCACAGUGCCUCAUUGUGUUGUGGCCUCAUCCCUUCCACUAACCAGUUCAGAUAUAAGCAAAGGGAGCUGUGGUGGUCACAACCUUACCAGGCUCACACCUGCAUCACACCCUUGAGUGCAGCAGAUGUUGGAGAAGAGGAGAUAGAUGAAAACAAAUGCAUUGAAACAGAUGAAGAUUUUGAGUUCGUGUCAGAGGAGGGUGAAAAUGGUGAACACAUGCAGGGCUUAUAUAUAGCGGGGUUCCGUCACAGUCUGCGUUUUUGGAGGAGGAAAUCAUACAGUAAACGAAAGCGGUCAUGUUAUUCCUGUGGCAUCAGCAGUUGCCUUAACACCUCAGCCACCCUUUAUGAAGAGGUGCUCCACUACCAACGCCACAUAGACGAUCCCCCCCGUCUCAUUGUGCUUAUUGGUCCAUCAGGAGUGGGUGUAAAUGAACUACGCAGGAGGCUAAUCAAAAUCAACCCUAAUACGUACCAGGGACCAAUAUCUCACACAACACGCUCCCAGAAAAUGGGUGAGAAGAAUGGACGUGAAUAUCACUUUGUGACCAAGGAAGUGUUUGCGUACAUGGUGGUCAAUCACAAAUUUCUCGAGUAUGGAGAGCAUAAUGGACACAUGUACGGCACCAGCUUAGACUCGGUCCAGGAUGUUUUGGACAAUGGAAAGAUAUGUGUUAUUGACCUUGAACCUCAUUGCGUUCAUUUAGUCAGAAACAAGAAGCUGAAGCCCUACAUCAUAUUUGUGCGGCCCCCGUCCCCUGCACGCAUGAGGCAAACAAGAAAAGACCCGCACUUUCUUGCCAAUAGAUACAUUAAGAGAUACUUUUAUGAUAAGGACUUUGAGGAGAUUGAGGAAGCAAGCAGGACUAUGGAGGCCAAAUAUCGACAGUACUUUGACUGCGUGAUUGUGAAUGAUGAUCUGCAAGAUUCAUGCAUGGAUCUGUUCACGGCUAUACAACAUGCUCAAGAAGAGCCACAGUGGAUUCCUACCAGCUGGUUUGCUCCUGAUCAUCCAUGACCCACAGAAAUGCAUAAGAACAAACGAGGGAAUUUUUUAAACAAAGGCCUUUGGGUGUAGUUUAGGGAAAAUGAACUUUCAUGUGAACCCUUUUGCUGGUCAACAUCAAUCGUUUGGACUAUCAUGGUACAUACUAGUACAUAGUACAUACUGUAUACUAUAAACACAAAUUUAGGCCUUGAGAGUCUUCACUAGAUGUCUUACGAGAUCUAUAGAUCUAUUUCGGGUUAUUUGAACUGUUUACACUAGUGUUUUGUGUUUAAGUUAAAUGUAAUUUAUGUCUAACGAGGACUAUCAACUGCAUGUAUGAUGUCAAUAUAUAAUGUGAUAUUUAUAUAUAUAUUUAGCCUGUGCAUAAGUUGAGUUGAAAUAUUGCCUUGUCAAAAUAACUCUCAUAAAAGCAAUAGAGAAGAAAUUGUUUUAUUACAUUAUGAAGUCUAUGGCUUACAAGUUUUCCAAGACACUAAAAGUUCCUAGAGACACAGCUGACAGCCUUAUAAGUAUAAAAUGUGUUGUAGGCCUACCUGAAAAACUUUAAAGGCAUUAAAGAAAAAACACAAUAUCAUCAAGGGGAAUAAACUGUUCAGUCAAGCACUCAGAGGCAACAUUUAUUAAAGGUUAUAAAAAAUAAAAGAUUCUCUGCUAAAUUUGACUUUGGGGGUUGGAAAAUUUGGACAUGAAUGUUUAGAGUCAAUUUAAUUUUUUUUUUUCCUUCAUUUUUUUUAACCAUCUUUACAUUUUCAGAAUCAAUCAAAUGUGUAUUAAUAAACUUUCUAUAACAGUU